CCAGCAUUGCCCGACUAACCCAACACCAACACCAAUCCUUACCUUGACUCAUUUCCAUCGAUAUUUGUGAAUAUAUCCAUUCCACUUCCACCAUCAUUGUCACCGACAUUGUCACCCUCUCAUUGCCACAGAGUCGAAAUCUUCACUGUUACUCCUGUCCCCGCAACCCACCUUUCACGACCUGCGCCUGUGCCACCUUGUCCAAACCUUGUCCAAGCUUCAGCCCUAUUUCACCCCCCGAGGUUGCAGUAAUGCCAAACCUGUGAAUAUUUGUCCUCAACUCUUCACCCAGCGCGACCGACAUUGACGAUACGUGUUUACUAACACAACAUCGACUUCCUCACCUUUGACCGCGUCGAGCUCCUUGAGGGUUCUCAUGUUGAGAAAACGAAAACUCAGCAGCCCUCCCCAUUCUCGCACACCUGUCCACCACAGUCUUCCCACCACCCAUCCUCCUCCGGUUGCUCGCGCGUCCAAUCCUACCCUCUUGAACCCUUCCAGUCUCUCUUAUCUGCCAGGUUAGAUGGCAGAUGGUGCGUUCCGGUUCCAUCAACCUGGCGCCGGACAAUUCUAUCCCAAUCAGCAACACACCGCACACCGAAAUCUCAACCGCCCGACUUCCCCUCCCCCUGGUUCCCGACGGCCUUUCAACGCAGACACCCCGUCUCCCUCCCGCUCGCCUGUGAACCCUUCUCAAAACAACAAUUUUAACAUGUACUCACAAAAUGGGUACCAAAACCAACAUGGAUUGAUGACUUCGACGCAGAAUCACCAACGAUAUGGCAAUAUACAUAUGCCUAAAUAUCAACAACCACACCAUGGCCACCACAAUGUCAAUCAGCACCAUCCUCAGCAUCAUCAUGCCGGCCAACUAGGACAUCAGCAUAACCUCUCCUCCGGUGGCUUCCAAUCCUCGACCCCCCAUCUCCCUCCUUACGGCCAUGAUCAUCUUCAGAACGGUAACGGUAACGGUUUACCCCAUGACGAGCCCGAAGAGCCCGAUAACGAACAUUGGCGCGAACAGAAGCAAUGCUGGGAAGAGAGCAAAGAACUUAAUGGUCCUAAUCAGAGAGCUCGAUCAGUGGCACACCAGACGAAAGGAGUCAACUACGUUCCCCUAGGAGCGGCUGCGGAAGAGAUCCAUGCCGACAAUCGUGGAACUGUGGCCACAACCAACGGCACUGCCCCAAGCAAACAGACUUGGGACGAACUUGACCUGGGCGGCCAAGGUCUCUGUGCCCUUUCCCCCGUCCUCUUCAACCCGACGUACAACUUUCUCAAGCGCUUGGACCUCGUCUACAAUCAAUUGGAGACCUUACCACGAGAGAUUGGCCAGUUGAAGAAUCUGGAACAUCUCGACGUUUCGUUCAAUCAACUGACUGAGCUUCCCGAGGAAAUCGGCAUGCUCUCCAACUUGAAGCAUCUCCUGCUGUUCAACAAUCACAUUCAGUCUCUUUGCUAUGAAGUUGGCUUCUUAUUCAAGUUGGAAAUGCUCGGCAUCUAUGGCAAUCCUCUCGAACAGGGCCAGCGGGACAAGAUCUCGGAAGGCGGAACCCGAAAAUUGGUUGAGUAUCUGCGUGAAUCGAUGCCUGAACCUAAGGCCCCCCGAGAUCGCGAAUGGCACGAGUUGGAGGACGUUUCCGGUGGCGACGAUCAAGAUACCAUCAAGACCAUCACCUACAAUAUUCUCUGUGACCGCUACGCAACACCCUCAUACUACGGCUGGGUGCCCGAACGUGUACUGGGCUGGUCUUAUCGAAAGACACUCAUCAUUGAAGAGCUACGAGACUUACGAGCAGAUAUUAUUUGUUUGCAAGAACUGGAUCGAACAAGUUACGACGACUUCUUCCGACCAGAACUGGCCGCGUCCGGCUUCAAAGGAUAUUAUGGUCAAAAGGGUCGCGCUGAAACUCUGGGGGAAAGCGCUAAGUUUGUGGAUGGUUGCGGAACUUUCUGGAAAGACAAAAAGUACAUCCUACUUGAUUCACACCAUCUUGUUCUCGGAAGAAAAGCAGUCGAACGUCCAGGUGCAAAGGCCUCGGCAGAUAUGUUGAAUCGGGUGUGGCAACGUGACGACAUCGCUACAGUGGUCUUUUUGGAAAAUCGUGUGACGGGCGCACGACUUAUCGUUGCCAACACCCAUCUUUACUGGGAUCCUGCGUUCAAAGACGUGAAAUUGAUUCAAGCCGCUGUCAUGAUGGAAGAAAUCACUAAGCUUUCGGAGAAAUGGACCAAGUUCCCUCCGGCAACUAACAAGCAAGUGUUUCGAUUCUCGGACUCGGAAGACGAACCUGCACCAGAACCAGGUCCGUCAUUAUCAUACGCUCAAGGUAACCAGAUUCCGUUGAUCAUCGCCGGUGACUUCAAUGCUGCAACCGGUACGGCAGUCUACGAUCUUUUUACGAAGAAGGGAAUGGGCGCUGACCACUCGGAUCUCAUCGGACGGGACUAUGGCGCUUUCUCACGAGCCGGCAUGUCUCAUCAAUUCACCCUGAAAUCGGCAUACGCACAAAUUGAGGACGAAAUGCCGUUCACCAAUUACGUGCCGCACUAUGUGGAUAUUCUCGACUACAUCUGGUACUCGAGCAACAGUCUGCGGGUGGUUGGUCUUCUUGGCCAGAUUGAUCCCGAAUACCUCAAGCAGGUUCCCGGUCUUCCUAACUUCCACUACCCGAGUGAUCACAUCUCGAUAUGUGCAGAAUUCAAGGUCGAGAAACAACGCAAUGUACAGAAAGCGGUUGAAGCCGACUUUGGUCCUUCAAGCAAGAAGUGAUGUGCCCACGUCAGCGACGGUAGAUUGGGGGAUCUUGGGCCAUUCUGUUGGUUCUGGGUGAACUAAAUGAAAAGUUCAGACGGCGGGUGGUGAGGGAUAGGCAGAAGGAUUAGCAAUUUAAGAAUGAAUUGCUCCAUCUUCUCCUGCUUUUGCCCAAAUCUUGUUCAAACAAAACGCAACCAUGGGAUGACAGAUUAUCCAGUGUGCCAGCAUAUCUCUCGGACGAAUCGAAUUGAAUUGCACGCGGGCAAUAUGAAAGGGUCAAUUGAAACGAAUGGAUUUCCUCUUUCCUCUGUGUAGGGUUUGAGGCGGUAGAACACUAGGCAACAAACAAACACGGGCGGCGUGUGUGAGUGGAGGAACGAACGGACACGGGGGGGGCGGAUCGGAUCCAAAGCGAGGUCAAAUUAUCACUUGGUUUGUACGGAAUUGGUCUGGUCAGGUCAGGACAGGUCAGGUCAUGUCAUGGCAGGGCGCGCGCUUAUCGCUUUGACUGUCUUUGACACAUGGGAGAUGUCUUUUGUUAUUGUUCGUCAAGUCAGUCAUUGGACAUGUGCACUCGAGAUUGCCUUUCAGUGCAUUCCUUUUCCACCAUUUGCUAGCUAACAAAACAAGUAAGUGGUGAUCCAAAUUGCUGUGCUUAAAGAACAAUACAAUAGAAUUACAUUUCUCCUUUCUCCGUUGGGUUCCUGGUGGAGAUAUAUCCCUUUAUAUGUGUUUCCACAAUCUUCACGGCUUCACACGAGUCCUGGAAUCUCUCGAUAGCUGCUCGGGUGUAUCGAGGCUGAAGAGAUCCGGAUUUAGGCAGUUCAGACCUAACACGUGGUUCAUCCCUUCCAUGGAGGGCUUGCACCUUUGGUCGCAUUUCCCCUUGCUUGCCGAUUCUUGAGUGGUCAGAGAAGAGACUCCCUGUGGUGGUUUGUGUGUCCGAAGAUAUGCAUGUGCAAGCCUCACGCACAUCCCAUGAGCAAGCGACCGCCCAUUGGAGCAUGGCUCGGCCCAGCCUUUCCCAGGACAUUGACCAACAGAUUGUGA
Messenger RNA from Exophiala mesophila, 3808 nucleotides. RefSeq lists its product as uncharacterized. NCBI's taxonomy places the organism in Eukaryota, Fungi, Ascomycota, Eurotiomycetes, Chaetothyriales, Herpotrichiellaceae. The record is from RefSeq and is a predicted model, not a curated record. Gene Ontology annotation, biological process: nuclear-transcribed mRNA poly(A) tail shortening. Gene Ontology annotation, molecular function: protein binding; poly(A)-specific ribonuclease activity. Bases 524 to 2773 code for a protein of 749 amino acids. Gene Ontology annotation, cellular component: cytoplasm; nucleus; CCR4-NOT complex. The transcript is spliced from 2 exons.